This is a messenger RNA of Megalops cyprinoides (Indo-Pacific tarpon), 4425 nucleotides long. It is a transcript of the gene eif3s10, whose product is annotated as eukaryotic translation initiation factor 3, subunit 10 (theta). The transcript is spliced from 22 exons. The record is from RefSeq and is a predicted model, not a curated record. Gene Ontology annotation, cellular component: eukaryotic translation initiation factor 3 complex, eIF3e; eukaryotic translation initiation factor 3 complex, eIF3m; multi-eIF complex. Gene Ontology annotation, molecular function: translation initiation factor activity; mRNA binding. NCBI's taxonomy places the organism in Eukaryota, Metazoa, Chordata, Actinopteri, Elopiformes, Megalopidae. Gene Ontology annotation, biological process: formation of cytoplasmic translation initiation complex; translation reinitiation. Bases 128 to 3940 code for a protein of 1270 amino acids.
UCCCGCGCGUCAUCCCUUUCUCCGGAGCUUGACAGAGCAAGUUGAGUGUCAGCUGCGGAUGGAUUGCUGGGUUGUCUAAAAUAUACCCCCGACACCUUGAAAUCGUCGUCAGUUGCAAGCCACAACAAUGCCGGCAUAUUUUCAACGUCCGGAAAACGCUCUGAAAAGAGCAAACGAGUUUCUUGAGGUUGGCAAGAAGCAGCCAGCUUUGGAUGUUCUUUAUGAUGUCAUCAAGAGCAAGAAGCACCGAACAUGGCAGAAGAUCCACGAGCCAAUCAUGCUCAAGUACCUGGAGCUCUGUGUGGACCUGCGGAAGAGCCACCUGGCUAAGGAAGGCCUCUACCAGUACAAGAACAUCUGCCAGCAGGUGAACAUCAAGUCUCUGGAGGAUGUGGUCAGGGCCUACCUGAAGCUGGCCGAGGAGAAGACUGAGACUGCUAAAGAAGAGUCUCAGCAGAUGGUGCUGGAUAUUGAGGAUCUGGACAAUAUCCAGACCCCAGAGAGUGUGCUGCUGAGUGCGGUGAGUGGGGAAGACACCCAGGACCGUACAGAUCGCCUGCUACUCACCCCCUGGGUGAAGUUCUUGUGGGAAUCCUACCGCCAGUGCCUGGAUUUGCUGCGCAACAACUCCAAGGUGGAGCGCCUUUACCAUGACAUCGCACAGCAAGCCUUUAAGUUCUGCCUUCAGUACACGCGCAAGGCGGAGUUCCGCAAGCUGUGUGACAACCUGCGCAUGCACUUGGGCCAGAUCCAGCGGCACCACAACCAGAGCACCGCCAUCAACCUGAACAACCCGGAGAGUCAGUCUAUGCACUUGGAGACCCGCCUGGUCCAGCUGGACAGUGCCAUCAGCAUGGAGCUCUGGCAGGAAGCUUUCAAGGCUGUAGAGGACAUCCAUGGACUUUUUGCACUGUCCAAGAAGCCCCCAAAACCACAGCUGAUGGCCAACUAUUAUAACAAGGUGUCUACAGUGUUCUGGAAGUCAGGGAAUGCGCUGUUUCAUGCCUGCACUCUGCACCGCCUGUACCAUCUGUCCAGGGAGAUGAGGAAGAAUCUCACCCAAGAGGAGAUGCAAAGGAUGUCCACCCGAGUGCUCCUCGCCACCCUGUCCAUUCCCAUCACCCCGGAGCGCACGGACAUCGCCAGACUCCUGGACAUGGAUGGUAUCAUUGUGGAGAAACACCGUAGGCUGGCCACUCUGCUGGGCCUGCAGUCUCCCCCCACCAGGCAGAGCCUCAUCAACGACAUGGUGAGGUUUAAUUUGCUGCAGUACAUUGUCCCCGAAGUGAAGGAGCUGUACAACUGGCUGGAAGUGGAUUUUCACCCUCUGAAGCUUUGUGGAAGAGUGACUAAGGUGUUGAACUGGGUUAGGGACCAGGCUGAGAAGGAGUCUGACCUCCAGCAGUAUGUGCCCCACCUGCAGAACAACACCAUCCUCAGGCUGCUGCAGCAGGUGGCUCAGAUCUACCAGAGCAUCGAGUUCAGCCGCUUGGCCUCCCUUGUCCCCUUUGUGGAUGCUUUCCAGCUGGAGCGCUGCAUUGUGGAUGCAGCCCGCCAUUGUGACCUGCAGGUACGAAUUGACCAUACUUCGCGCACCCUGAGUUUUGGGUCAGACCUGAACUACUCGACCAAGGAGGAUUCUCCAGUGGGCCCCUUCCUGCAGAACAUGCCAUCUGAGCAGAUAAGAAAUCAGCUAACAGCCAUGUCCUCCUCCCUGGCCAAAGCCAUCCAGGUCAUCAAGCCUGCAGCCAUCCUGCAAGAACGUGAGGAGCAGAGCCAACAGGCCAUCGCCGCCUACCUGAAGAACGCCCGCAAGGAGCACCAGCGUAUCCUGGCCCGCCGGCAAACCAUCGAGGAGCGCAAGGAGCGGCUGGAGAGCCUGAACAUCCAGAGGGAGAAGGAGGAGCUGGAGCAGCGGGAGGCCGAGAUGCAGAAGGUGCGCAAGGCGGAGGAGGAGCGUCUGCGCCAGGAGGCCAAGGAGCGGGAGAAGGAGCGCAUAAUGCAGGAGCACGAGCAGAUCAAGAAGAAGACUGUGCGCGAGCGCCUGGAGCAGAUCAAGAAGACCGAGCUGGGGGCCAAAGCCUUCAAAGACAUUGACAUCGAGGACCUGGAAGAGCUGGACCCAGACUUCAUCAUGGCCAAGCAGGUGGAGCAGCUGGAGAAGGAGAAGAAGGAACUGCAGGAGCGCUUGAAGAACCAGGAGAAGAAGAUUGACUACUUUGAGAGGGCCAAGCGACUUGAAGAGAUACCCUUGAUCAAAAAGGCAUACGAAGAGCAGCGCAUCAAAGACAUGGAGUUAUGGGAACUACAGGAAGAAGAAAGAAUCAGCAACAUGAAGGUGGAGCGGGAGAAGGCACUGGAGCAUAAGCAGAGAAUGUCCCGCAUGAUGGAGGACAAGGAAAACUUUGUGUCCAAGAUCACAGCUGCCCGUAGCUUCAUCUAUGAGGAAAAACUGAAACAGUUUCAGGAGCGCCUAGUUGAAGAGAGGAAGAAACGUUUAGAGGAGCGCAAAAAACAGCGGAAGGAGGACAGACGCAAUGCUUACUAUCGUCAGAAAGAGGAGGAGGCCCAGAGGAUCCACGAGGAGCAGCUGAAGAAAGAGCGGGAGGAGAGGGAGCGGCUGGAGCAGGAGCAGCGCGAGGAGGAGGAGAGGGAGUACCAGGAGCGUCUGCGCAAACUGGAGGAGCAGGAGCGCAAGCAGCGCGCGCGGCAGCAGGAGAUCGAGGAGAGAGAGCGCCGCAGGGAGGAGGAGAGGAGAAUCCCAGAGGACAAAGGCAGCAAGGAUCAGCACUGGCCUGAGAAGGACGAGGGAGGCUGGAGGAAGCGCACUGAUGAUUCUGAGUGGCGGCGCCCAGCAGAGCGAGACUGGCGUGCGGAAGGCCGUGAUGAGGAGAAAGCCUUCCACAGGGACGAGGAGAGGGAGGCGCCCUUCAGGAGGGGUGGAGACGGGCCUCGCAGGGGUGGCGCAGAUGACCGGGGGCCCAGGAGAGGUUUCGAUGAGGACCGAGGCCCACGCCGGGGGGGAGAUGAUGACCGUGGUCCCAGAAGAGGGGCGGACGACGACCGAGGCCCUAGGAGGGGCUUUGAUGAUGAUAGAGGCCCUAGAAGAGGCUUUGAUGAUGACAGAGGCCCUAGGCGGGGCUUUGAUGAUGACAGAGGCCCUAGGAGAGGCUUUGAUGAUGACCGAGGCCCAAGGAGAGGCUUUGAUGAUGAUAGAGGCCCUAGAAGAGGCUUCGAUGAUGAUCGAGGCCCCAGGAGGGGUUUCGAUGAUGACAGAGGCCCCAGGAGGGGCUUUGAUGAUGACAGAGGCCCCAGGAGAGGUGGAGAUGAUGAGAGAGGGGGUAGGAGAGGAGGAGAUGACCAGGGAUCUCGCCGUGGAGAUGACUCCAGACCUUGGAAACCCCUGGGCAGGCCAGGUGGAUGGAGGGAGAGGGAAAAGGCCCGGGAGGAAAGCUGGGGCCCCCCCCGCGAUGCCGGAGGCCAUGAUGAUGGCGGCGAGCAGGAAGGAGAUGAGCGGGAGGAAACCGAACGCUUCAGGGAGCGUCGUCCUCCCCGUGAGGAGAGUGGUGGUGGCUGGAGACGGGGAGGUACUGAAGAGUCCAGCAGCUGGAGGGACUCUCGGCGAGAAGACUUUGACCGUGAUGAUCGCCGUGAUCGCGACAGACGUGAUGACCGCGACCGCCGUGACAGAGACCGCAGGGAGGACAGAGAACACAGAGGUCCAGCCAGAGAGAACGAUGAGGGGGGCUCUUGGCGUCGUGGUGGUGAUGACAGGAGGGAUGAUCGCAAAGAGGAGAGGGACACCCCCUCGAGGGCUCCGCACAGGGAGCGAGAGAGAGAUGGGGAGAAGCCCUCCUGGCGCUCUGACAAGGAUGGAGACAACCCACGUCGCACAAAGAAUGAGACCGACGAUGAGGGCUGGACCACGGUCCGCCGCUGACCACCCAGCCAGGCUGCUGCUUUCCUCUUAAAAACGGCAAAUGAGCUGCUCCAUGAACCAUUCAGUCCUCUCUCCAGACCCAGAGCUGGGGCAUCAUGUCUCAAAACUAGUCAAAUACAAUUUGCAGAGCUGUUGUUGUAAUGCCAAAAUUGACCUUUCUCAAUCCCAAUGCCCAAUUUACCAUGAAUUGUUGUUUGAAAAGAAAAAAAAUGCUUCUUAUCCUCUACUAAAUAGUUCAUUCUCAAUUUGUUGUGCAUGCAUAGAAUAUUUAAUUGGUCUCUUGCAAUAUUUAGUGUGUGGUUCCUUGGAGGUUUUCUUAGCCACCAGUUGUGUCAACAUCUAAGAGGUUUGAGCAGUGAGAUGCUUCCCUGUAUAUCAGUAGUUUGCAAUUUCACCUGUGCGUGUCUGCAGCAAUUCUAACUAGUUGUGGUUCCUCACAUGGUUGCAUGCUUUUAGACAAAUUCACUCUUAUUAAUAAAGUCAUU